Molecule: messenger RNA, 1326 nt
Organism: Trichogramma pretiosum
Lineage: Eukaryota; Metazoa; Arthropoda; Insecta; Hymenoptera; Trichogrammatidae
Exons: 6
Coding region: 239-1177 (312 amino acids)
Source: RefSeq, a predicted model, not a curated record
UUGUGUUGUGACGUGUCAGAGAGCGCUAAGCAGCUGUUCUCUGUGUACAUACAUGUGCAGUGUGCACGCUAGCAACACAACGCUCCACACACUGACAGGAAUAAAACACUCUCGAGCUGCUGCUGCUGCGCGCAUAUAUAAUAUAGCUCCGAAUCCCAUAGGGCUGCAAAACUAGUUCGAAAUUCCAAUCACGUUGUAGCCUUUAGAUAUAUAUAUAAAGUGAGUGAGCAACGCGACGAUGCGACUGUUCGCUGAGCCGGCUGCCAGAGCUCGUCUCAAAUAUUGCGCUCUGUUUUUCCUCGUCCUGCUGCUGAACGCCGGCUGCUGCCUCGGAGCGACUGCUAACCUCGAGACUGUCAGCGACGAUGAGCUUCUCAAUCUCAUUAAGACGGAAAAGUUCGUCGUCACCCUCUUCACCAAACAAAACUGUGAGCAGUGUGAACAGUUUGAGAACCAUCUGUUGGGGAUUAGAGAGGAUUUGGUAGACUCUAUGUCAGCAUGGGUUGUCAAAGUUGUCAACAGUCAAAUGCUCAGACUCUAUGCACCUGGAAAGGAACCUGCGGUAGUCUUUUUCAGACAGGGCAUUCCUCUUUUAUAUGAUGGCCCUAUCAAUGAAGAUGAGAUGUUUCAAACUUUCUCUGAAAAUAAAGAACCAGUGGUCAAAGAGCUAACUGAUGAUACUUUUGAGCAUUUAACUCAAGCAAGCACAGGAGCCACUACAGGUGACUGGUUUGUCAUGUUUUACAGUACAGAUUGCAUUGAUUGCCAAAGAUUAGGUGCUCGAUGGGAAGCAGUUGGAGCUAAAUUGAAGAGAAGAAUGAAUGUAGCUCGCAUUAACAAAUAUACUUCUGGUGCUGUAACUACUCGACGAUUUGGAGUUCUCGAAGUGCCACAAUUUAUUUUAUUUAGACAAGGUAAAAUGUACCGUUAUCAAAUUCCAAAAUAUGAUGUCAAAUCAUUUGUGUCAUUUGCCAAUGAUUGGUACAAAAAUGCUCAAGCUGAAAAAGUUCCAGUUCCUCAAAGCCCAUUUGAUGAUCUAGUUCAAUUAUCAGUCAAUUUUCUCAAAGAAAAUCCCUGGGUAGUUAAACUUGGUAGUAUGGUUGUAGGUGUAAUGGUAGUAGUGUCAGGAAUAGUGAAGCUUAGAAAAAAGACUGAGAUUCAACAAAAAAUGGAUUAAGAAGUUAUUUUUUUUUUUGCUAGUGUUGUACAUAUGUGUAAACUAAAAAGUAGAGCAAACGUACACUUCCAUGAAAUUGACAUUUGUUUUAUAUAUUUUAUACAUAAUGAAUAAAGUUGGUUAUCUAGAAUCUAGAAUAACUAAAAGAC